Trichoplusia ni (cabbage looper) is the source of this 1972-nucleotide messenger RNA. Its product is annotated as kallikrein-6-like. Gene Ontology annotation, biological process: proteolysis. The coding region runs from base 211 to 1200 and encodes 329 amino acids. The transcript is spliced from 7 exons. The record is from RefSeq and is a predicted model, not a curated record. Gene Ontology annotation, molecular function: serine-type endopeptidase activity. Lineage: Eukaryota; Metazoa; Arthropoda; Insecta; Lepidoptera; Noctuidae.
AAUUCAGUAUGUGUGCGAAGACGCAUAUUGUAUAAUUUGUAUUGCAUCAGUGUGCGCCGUGCGGAUUAUUAUUGUUUGUGCUACAACGCCCCACUCAAAAACUGGUUAAGCUUAUACAAAGUUUUAUAUUCAUUUAUAUUUACGUUGCGGUUUAGGCACGUUAGAGCUUGGGCGUCUCCCAAUGUCAAUGUCAAUGCUGUAGACGUAUAUAUGUUCUGUGUUCAUUCGGCACAUUGUGUUUUGCGAAUUCAUAACGCAAGGUGGAGUAGUAAAAAAAAUGGGAAGAAUUCAGGGUCAUCUGCCUUACCCCAAGCACAAAUUAUAAAUACUACAACUACUAUAUUAAGUACACAUUUUAAUGCAAAUAUUGGAGAGUUUCCUUACAUGGUUUCCUUUCAAAAGAGGUUUGAUGAGACAUCUGAGCGUGGACAUCAAUGUGGUGGGGUGUUGAUCACAUUAGAACAUGUAUUGACCGCUGCCAGCUGUUUGUUUUUCGAUGCCUCAGGGUAUCCUGCAGAGAUUGACUCAAAAUACUAUAGGAUAUUUGCUGGCCAUAAUGGUCUUUCUAAUGACAAGGACCCUGACCGCCUGCGCCUGAUAAAAAGCUACACAAUGCAUCCUAACUUUGAGGCUGGUGACAAACACCUAUAUGACAUUGCUGUUUUAACUUUGGCUUCACCAUUCAUUGAAAACUACAGGCUGAAGCCUCUUCCUUUACCAAAGCAGGAUGACAGACCUGAGAAUCACCUAUAUGAUGAUAGGGUAGGUGCUGUCUACUGUAAAGUUCCUGGAUGGGGACAAGAUACUCCAACUGCCCCUACGCAAAAUACUAUGAAAUACGUAUCGAAGACUCUUCGAAAUCUGAAAGAAUGUGAAUCCGAGUACCCGAAAGUAGAUUUGUCUGCUGUCUCCUCGAGUAUGGUGUGUGCUGCUUCAACCAUGAACAUGACUUAUGGAUGCCAUGGUGAUGAAGGCAACCCUUUAGUUUGCAACAAUCGUCUAGUGGGUAUUCUAUUUCAAAACCACACGUGUGAGAUUUCUACGAAACCUCAACUGUACACUCGCGUCUCGCACUACUCCAACUGGAUACAGAGCGUCAUUGAUGCCCAGAAAGCAUCUUCAACAACCUUUCAGCCAACCGUCGCUAUGGUUACCAUCUUUACUGUAUCACAGUAUGUAAUCUCUAAGUUCAAUAUUUAGGUAAAUUAUCGCAUAUACUUUACCUAUUUAAAUGUUUGAUCAAAUCUCUAAAUACAAAUAAUCAAUGGUGCUUUUGACGUUAAUGAAACAAAUAUUUUUCAUUAGAGCUGGAGGACUUAGCGAGUCUCCAGAUUGUUGUUAAAUUUACCCAUCAUGCCUUUGUAAUUGUAAGUUUAUACGAAUGCAUAACGCUAGUAGUCUAAAUGUUAUACGCACGUCACGCACUUUAUAUACUUAUUAUCGCAUAGCGAAACUUAUGUUUCUUUUGACUGUUGUGAUGUUACUUAAUAACUUAAGGCGUAAAUCAAAUGCUUUACAUAUUCUUGUAUACUGAUUUAAAUAUUACACCCUUUCAAUCAGUGGAUAUUCGUAGCAAGUAAGAAUUGUUUUAUAUUAUUUUGGAUGAACCAAUUUACUAAAACUAUAUGCUAAGUUAACAGUGUUAUCAUACAAAAUGGAUACCUACUCAAAUAAGUGAUAUUGUAUUUACAACGUGCAUUUUUAAUACGAUUGUGAUCUUAUCCAAGCCAAGUAACAACCUUGAAAAAAGGAAGGAUAAUACUAGUUUUUAUGAAAAACCUAAGCAAUUAAAACUAAUAGCAGCUCAACCACAGGUUUUGAGAGAUGAUUAUCCUUGUCUAUACGUACGGUUUUAUGUGUGCGUGCUCACACAAGACAGCUUUUAUUUGAGUUACAUUGACACACAAGUAAAAGACUUGUAUUAGUACACUACAUUUACAAAGGUGGCCAACACAUGAAGCCAUGCGCAAGA